AUGAAUUCCCCAAGUGUCAAAUACAUUUCAGAAUGCUUUGUCCAGCCACACCAUGCCUCAGAAGAAUCAAAGCAGCCCUUCUACUUGACCCCCGGUGAUCUGGCCAUGCUCUCUGUGCACUACAUUCAAAAGGGCCUUCUCUUUUCCAAACCACCAGAAGCAAAACUGGGACAGGAGGAUUUCACCAAUUCUCUGUUGGAAAGGCUCAAACACUCUCUUUCCACUGCACUUGUUCAUUUCUACCCAUUGGCAGGUCGCUUUGUGACCGAGAAGAACGAAGACCCACCUUUGUAUUUGGUAUAUGUAGAUUGCAACAACAGCCCUGGAGCCAAAUUCAUAUAUGCAACUCUGGACAUGUCAAUUUCUGACAUUCUUUCACCAACUGAUGUGCCUUUGGUGGUUCAAUCGUUUUUUGAUCAUGACAGGGCGGUCAACCAUGAUGGGCACACCAUGUCCUUGCUAACCAUUCAGGUCACAGAGCUGGUAGAUGGCAUUUUCAUAGGGCUUUCCAUGAAUCACUGUCUUGGUGAUGGAACCUCUUACUGGCAUUUCUUCAACAUUUGGUCUGAGAUCUUUCAAGCACAAGCACAAGGAGAUCAUAAUAAUUUUGUACCCAAUAUCUCAAGACCACCAGUCCUCAAGCGCUGGUUUCCAGAUGGUCAUGGCCCAAUUAUCAAUCUCCCUUUCAAACACUCGGAUGAGUUCAUUGGCCGAUAUGAAGCUCCCAAACUCAGGGAGAGAAUGUUUCACUUCUCCUCGGAAUCCAUAGCCAAACUCAAAGCAAAGGCCAAUGCAGAGUCUAAUACCACCAAAAUCUCUUCCUUCAAGUCCUUGUCUGCCCUGAUGUGGAGGUCUAUUACUCGUGCGCGUGGUUUACCCCGAGAUCAAGGAACCAGCUGCAGGCAUGUUUCUUUCAAUACAUUCCACUCAGAAGAAUUCCCAAAUAGUUUUCUGUUGGCUGCGAAUCUAAGAGGAAGAUUAGAGCCACCAUUGUCUGGAGAUUAUUUUGGGAACUCAAUUCACCCGAUUAGAUCAGAAAUUGUCCCAGCUGGUGAGUUGCUUGAACACGGGCUUGGAUGGGCAGCGUGGAAGUUGCACGAAGCUGUAGUUAACCACAAUGACAAGUGGAUAAGGGAACAUGUUGAUGGCUGGCUGAAGUCUCCAGCUGUGUACCAAGUGAGUUUCUUUGAUCCACUCAGUGUGAUGAUGGGGAGUUCACCAAGGUUCAACAUGUACGGAAAUCAGUUUGGAAUGGGAAAAGCACUAGCGCUUAGAAGUGGUUAUGCACAUAAGUUUAGCGGCAAAGUGUCAUCGUACGAAGGCCGUGAAGAAGGAAGCAUAGACUUGGAGGUUUGUCUUCCACCUGAUGCAAUGAGUGCUCUUGAAUGUGACGGUGAGUUCAUGGAAGCUGCCUCUGUACCCCGUUAUUAG
Molecule: messenger RNA, 1431 nt
Organism: Prunus armeniaca (apricot)
Lineage: Eukaryota; Viridiplantae; Streptophyta; Magnoliopsida; Rosales; Rosaceae
Source: the annotation of a GenBank genome assembly